AAAAAGAAAGAAACAAAAAUUAGGAAACAUAGCAGAUUUGCUUCUUCUUGAGCCAUUCUUUGCAUGCAUUUUCCUCAUCUUCUUCAUUCCUUUGCGAAGUUCAAAAUUUUCUCUCUGGGUAUUGUUGGAAACAGCUGUGUUACUUGAAAUGUUGAUCCUUUUCUGCUUUUCUUCUUCUUAUUUACAGAAAAUUUGCGCUCUUGCUCAAGCAAAACCCUAAUUAGUGUAUUCUCGAUUCUACUCAAAGUCGGUACUUUUAAGGUUUUCCGAAGCUCUUGGUCCUCUGGGAAAGAUAAGAUUGAUGUAAACAAAGGCUUAGAGAAUGAUAAUAGCAAAACAAUACCGUUGCAUUCACUCGGCAACUUGUCAUUGCACGAAAGGACAUCUUAGCGAAGAAGUAUUGUUCCUUACCGUUCAGCAUCUAAACUGGAACCCUAAUGUAAUCGCCACUCUAUCUUGCGUCUGUAAAUGGUUUGAUGAUCUCGCUAAGCGUUUACUAUGGAAAGAGUUCUGCAGAGCCAGAGCACCAAAGAUGGUGUGUGAUCUCCAAUCUAGUGGCAGCCACAGUGUUGAUGGUAGUUGGAGAGCACUUGGGAAGCUUUUGAUUUACUGCUCAGGUUCAAGCAAAGGUGGACUCUUUAACGAUGUUCAAAUCCCUGGUCAUUUUGUUCACAGGACUCGUUUCUCUAGAACAUCAGGAAGGAGCUUCCUUCCUCCACAAUGCCGAACAGAUGACAUUCUAUAUGUUUCUGAUCCUUGUGAACAUCUGGAUCAAGGAGAAGAUGGUGAUUUGGGAUUCUUCCGUGGGAUUUUCAAAUCGUUUUCAAUGUCAAAGGUGAGGAAGUUACUUAUUAGGAAAGGGACAUCGUUUCAUCCCACAGAAGUUUGUCCUUAUUGCAAAGCUAAGCUGUGGAGUAUGCUUCAGGCCAAAAUGAUACCACAAAGUGCUAGCUGUAGAUUGGGGGCUUAUGAAGAUAGCAUUGAGUAUUAUGUUUGUCUCAAUGGACAUAUGCUUGGAGUUUGCACACUCUUGCCCUUGUCCGAUUCUGAGGGAGCAUCCGAGCUUCAGUGACGAUAUGAGUUUUUCAGAAAAUGCUUGAAGCUGUGGUUAGAUGUUAUGAUCUCAUCUCUCUGUUUCUUUCUGCUGGUGAAAUUGUUGUUGCUGGACUUUGGGAUCAUCACUUUGCAUAAAGGUGGUCUGAAGUGUAUCAUAAGCUGAAGUUGUGCAGGGUUCGACAAGAAUAGCUAGCAAUUUCAGAUUCACAUAUUCUCAAACUAUCAUUGUUGUGCAAACCAAUUUGUUGUUACAGUGAUUGUAUAUGUAUGAACAUCAUUUAUUUCUGCUAAAUUUAUGUUAAUUUG
This is a messenger RNA of Eutrema salsugineum, 1362 nucleotides long. Its product is annotated as EID1-like F-box protein 2. The transcript has 2 exons. NCBI's taxonomy places the organism in Eukaryota, Viridiplantae, Streptophyta, Magnoliopsida, Brassicales, Brassicaceae. The record is from RefSeq and is a predicted model, not a curated record. Bases 323 to 1072 code for a protein of 249 amino acids.